AUGGCAUGCAGUGGGGCGCGAAGGACCAAAGAAAUGGUUAUGGCUGAGCGCCGAGGACCGAACUGGGAGGUUGGUAUUGGUUUGACGCUAGAUCGACGGGCGGUUGAAAGUCUCAGUCGCGGGUAUGAUUCCACGGAUGAGCCCGGCUCAAUUCUUCUCGCCGAGUCCUUCAACUUUUGGGCCAUGGCCCCUCAAUUUGGUAGUCAGUCCGGUCAAGACAUCCGCUGUCAUGCCGGUAUCAUGCCGUUUGGCAAUGACAGCAGGUUGCGCAACUACUCCACGCUCCAUGAGCUGUCGAGACUAGCUUUCCUUCGACCAACACAGAUUGAUGCGAUAAGCACUGCAAUGCCGUACCACACUUUUUUCUUCGCUGUAUUCCAAACCCUCGGGUUGGCUCUUCGUGUUCCACCACAUACAUACGUGAAGGUGUGGUCCAAGCAAGAAGAGACAUGGGCUUGGUCAAGCAGAUGGUUCCGGGAGGCUGGCUCAAGCUUUGCCAUCUGGCUAGUCCCAAACACGGACAAUACAGCCAAGGGUACUGCGACCUGUCUUCGAAUCUUACCGAUCCGGGAAACAAGUGACCUUGAAGGUACAUAA
This is a messenger RNA of Colletotrichum higginsianum IMI 349063, 597 nucleotides long. RefSeq lists its product as uncharacterized. Bases 1 to 597 code for a protein of 198 amino acids. The transcript is spliced from 3 exons. The record is from RefSeq and is a predicted model, not a curated record. Lineage: Eukaryota; Fungi; Ascomycota; Sordariomycetes; Glomerellales; Glomerellaceae.